UAUAUACACGUUUGAACAAACAACAAUUGAACAUGACAACUGAGGCGAUUGGAAUCAUCAAUCAAUGUUCAGAAAGGCGUUCUGCUGAUUACAAACCAAACAUUUGGAAUUACGACUUCCUACAAUCUCUCAAAUCCGAAUUUCAUGAAGAAGAAUAUAGACUACAAGUCCAGAAGGCCAGAGACGAAGUUAAGAGUUUAUUUGUUGAAACCUUGGAACCUGUGGCGAAGUUAGAGCUAAUAGAUGACGUUGAAAAGUUAGGGUUGAUAGCCUAUUUCCAGAAGGAAAUAAAUGGAAUUAUAGAUAGCUUUCAAUCGUUUAAGGAUGAGAAUGGCUAUGUCAACAUAGAAUCGGAUCUUUAUGGCACUUCUCUUUGCUUUAGGAUACUGAGGUUGCAUGGGUUCAACAUUUCCCAAGGUAUGUUCAAAGGGUUUGUAGAAAAUGUGGAGAAAAACAUGAAAGUGAAUGUAAAAGCAAUGGUUAGCCUUUUUGAGGCUUCACAUCUAGCUUUAGAAGGUGAAGACAUAUUAGGAAAGGCUCGAGCUUUAGCAUCAUUGUAUUUGAAGAACGUUUAUCAACAGUUAGAUGUUGAGCAUGGAAAAGAGAUAUAUGAUGCAUUGAGAUUUCCUUUGAACAUGAGAGUGGAAUGGUUCAAUAUCAGAAGUCACAUUCAAGGUUAUGCGAAAGUGAGUCCUUCAAAUUCCAAUUUGCUCAAGCUAGCGAAACUCAACUUCAACAUGGUUCAAGCCGUUCACCAAAGUGAGCUCAAAGAUAUGUUAAGUUGGUGGAAGAAAGUAGGAGUUAUGAAAAAUCUAAGCUUUACAAGAAAUCGGGUAGUUGAAAGUUACUUAUGGUCGGUGGGAGUUGCCUUUGAACCACAAUAUGGAUAUCUCAGAAAAUGUUUAACGAAAGUCAUCAAUUUGGUGCUUAUUAUUGACGACGUUUAUGAUGUUUUUGGUACUUUGGAUGAACUGGAAACCUUCACGCAUAUUAUCGAAAGGUGGGCCACUGAAGGGACUGAACGUCUUCCAGAGCCUAUGAAGUUUUGCUUAAACAUUUUAUAUGAUACUGUUGAUGAAAUUUCCAACGAACUUCUGAGUGAAAAAGGAUAUAUGGUGAAAACAUAUUUACAAAAUGCGUGGAAAGAUUUCUGCAAGGGAUUACUAGCAGAAGCCAGAUGGUAUCAUAAUGGUUACACUCCAGGUCUACAUGAGUAUUUAGACAAUGGUUGGGUGACAUCAUGUGGCCCUUUGCUAUCGAUUCAUACCGUUUUUUGGGAUUUAUAUGAACGACAAGAAGAGGCUAUCAAUUUUUUGAAAAUUAAUCGUGAUCUUGUCUACAACACCUCUAUGAUCAUUCGACUAUGCAACGAUCAAGGGACAUCAAAGGCGGAGCUAUCCAGAGGUGAUGCCCCGACAUCAAUCAUGUGUCAUAUGACCGAAGCAAAUGUUACAGAAGAGGUUGCGAAGAAGUUCAUUAAAAGAAUGAUUACCGAUGUAUGGACCCAAAUCAACAACGUAUCUACGUCUUUAUCCCCAUCUAUUAAACAUAUUACUAAUAUGGCUCGAGUUGCACAUUUUAUAUACCAUAAUGGAGAUGGAUUUGGCAUCCAAGAUCGUGAGACUAGAGAUCAAGUUCUAGUUCUUUUAGUUCAUCCUCUUGCAGUUGAUUAGUUGGUCAAAUUCUAUUUAUUUUGGUUAAGGAUAGGUAAUGUGGUCUAAAAGUUAAAUAUAAGAAAACUAAAAAGAAGGAACUUUAAUCCUUAUUUACAAUUGAAAAGUGUUAUGAGCAUUGAAUCAUUGAGGGCCUUUCUUAAAUGGUCAUGUUUGAUUGG
Lactuca sativa (garden lettuce) is the source of this 1834-nucleotide messenger RNA. Its product is annotated as alpha-farnesene synthase. Gene Ontology annotation, molecular function: magnesium ion binding; terpene synthase activity. Gene Ontology annotation, biological process: diterpenoid biosynthetic process. Lineage: Eukaryota; Viridiplantae; Streptophyta; Magnoliopsida; Asterales; Asteraceae. The record is from RefSeq and is a predicted model, not a curated record.